AUGCUCAGCAUCAUGUCUGAAGGCUGGGCCGCCGGGAUGCUAACGUCGUUAGCGAGCCUCCUCUUCCUCUGGUCGAUGCUGCAGCAGUGCGUCCCCAGCAUGCUCAAGGAAUACCUGGACACCCUCACCACCCGGAUCGUCGACGCCAUAUCCCCCUACGACACCAUCACCAUCGACGAGAAAGAUCCCGACUUCUUCGGCCGCAGCGAGGCCUACCUCACCACCGAGGCAUACCUGAGCGCCACCUGCGCCUCCCGCGCCCGCAGCCUCCGCGCCACGCUCGACAUCGACGACGAUCGCAUGAGCCUAUCCAUGGACGACUACGAGGCGGUGGUCGACGAGUUCCAUGGCGCCAACAUGUGCUGGAACAAGAGCAAGGUUGUGCCCCACGCCACCACCAUCAUCACCGAGCGCCCCGGCCGCACGGACGAGCGCCGCAUGUACCGCCUCACCUUCCACCGCCGCCACCGGGGGCUCGUCGAGGACAGGUACCUGCCGCACGUCCUCGCCGAGGGCCGCGAAGCCAUGGCCAGGAACCGCCAACGCAGCCUCUACACCAACAAGCCCAAGGACGACUGGUCAGGCGACUACGAUGGAUGGAGCAGCGUCAAGUUCGAGCAUCCCUCCACCUUUGCCACGCUCGCCAUGGACCCCGGAAGGAAGCAGGAGAUCCUUGACGACCUCGAGAUGUUCCAUGACGGCAAGGACUUCUAUGCAUCCGUCGGCAAGGCGUGGAAGCGAGGUUACCUCCUGUUUGGUCCUCCUGGCACCGGCAAGUCCACCAUGAUCGCCGCCAUUGCCAACUUCCUCCACUACGAUGUCUAUGACCUCGAGCUCACCGCGGUCAAGAGCAACAGCGAGCUGCGCAGGCUUUUCAUCGACACCAAAGACAAGUCCAUCAUCGUCAUCGAGGACAUCGACUGCUCCAUCGAUCUCACCGGCAAGCGAAAGAAGAAGGGCAAGACCAAGAAAAAGAAGAAAGAUGACGACAACGAGAGCAAGGUGACGCUCUCUGGGGUGCUCAACUUCAUAGAUGGGCUAUGGUCCGGGUGCGGCGGCGAGCGGGUCAUUGUGUUCACCACCAACCACAAGGAGAACCUGGACCCGGCGCUGAUCCGACGGGGUAGGAUGGACAUGCAUAUCGAGAUGUCCUACUGCUGCUUCGAGUCCUUCAAGGUGCUUGCCAAGAACUACCUAGGCGUCACCGAGCACAAUUUGUUUACAGAAAUUCAGCAGCUUUUAGGCGAAGUCAACAUGUCGCCGGCCGACGUGGCGGAAAACUUGAUGCCCAGGUCGAAGAAAAAGGAUGUGGACGCCUACCUAGGUAGACUGGUUACGGCGCUCAAAGAGAAAGCUGUAGCCGGGGACAAAGGGGAAGAAGACGAGGAGGACAGCAGCGACGAAGACGAGGAGGAAGAGGGGGGUAUGAAGAACGAUAAUAGCAACAAAGACGAGGCUGAAGACGGAAGCAAGAAGGACAGCAAUAGCAAUAGCGCCGACAAGAAAUAA
This is a messenger RNA of Lolium rigidum, 1509 nucleotides long. Its product is annotated as AAA-ATPase At3g28580-like. The record is from RefSeq and is a predicted model, not a curated record. Gene Ontology annotation, molecular function: ATP binding; ATP hydrolysis activity. NCBI's taxonomy places the organism in Eukaryota, Viridiplantae, Streptophyta, Magnoliopsida, Poales, Poaceae. The coding region runs from base 1 to 1509 and encodes 502 amino acids. The transcript is spliced from 2 exons.